Messenger RNA from Fonsecaea erecta, 1668 nucleotides. RefSeq lists its product as hypothetical. The record is from RefSeq and is a predicted model, not a curated record. The transcript is spliced from 5 exons. Bases 1 to 1668 code for a protein of 555 amino acids. Lineage: Eukaryota; Fungi; Ascomycota; Eurotiomycetes; Chaetothyriales; Herpotrichiellaceae.
AUGGUGGAACACACACUCGAGCACCCUUCUAUUGGCUCCAUUAAGGGCAUCAGGAAGACUCCUGGGGUCGUUCAAUACCUGGGAAUUCAAUAUGGAAGUUUAAAGAACCGAUUCUCGCGGGCGCAGUUGGUAGUAAAUCCACCAGCUGAUCACAUUUGUCGGUCCAGAAAUGUUAUUGAUGCAACGAGAAAAGGGCCAAGUCACUUGCUCCCCCCUGAUGCUUGUGAGGACCAUCAGAAGACAAUAGUCCAGAAAAACCUGCCCAUUGAAGAAUGGGAACAAUCUGAUACCGAAGGCCUGACACUCAAUGUGAGUGUACCAAUAGAUGGUCCGAAGAGCCUCCCAGUCUUCGUGUUCGUCCCUGGUGGAGGCUUCACAAGUGGCAGCAGCAACUAUCCAGAAUAUGAUUUGGCCAACAUCACGGACUUGGGUGUCCAGGCAAAUAUGCCUAUGGUCUCCGUCGGGGUGAAUUAUCGUAUUGGGGCUCCAGGGUUUAUGUACUCGUCAGCCUUGCGAGAUCAAGGUUAUCUGCCAAACAACGGAUUGGCCGACCAAAGACUGGCAUUUACUUGGAUCAAGCAUAACAUUUCCGGCUUUGGUGGCGACCCUGAUCGCGUGACAUUCGUGGGUGAGAGCGCAGGAGCAGUCUCGGGAUGGUUCCACUUACAAUCGCCCGAGCCACUUUUCCAUCAAUUGGUCGCCCUGAGCGGCUCCUCGUUCUUGAAACCAAGACCACUUGCAUUGCUUGAGAAAGGCUUCACCCUAGGAGCGGCGGAACUUGGUGCUGCAACUGCAUCCCCAGAAGAGCAAGUGAGGAAGCUCGCUGAGGCACCUAAAGAUGAAUUCAUUUCGAAACUCGGCAGGAAAAUCCCAGUUGGACCAUUCGAAGACGGCGACCUUGUCCGAACGCCCCCGACGUUUGCGGAUAUCAAUGGCGAGGAAAGGAACAUGACGAAACUCUUCCCUGGCCUACGGCGUUGCAAGAGGGUCAUCACGGGCGAUUGUCAGAUGGAUGGACUUGGGUUUCAUUCACGAUUGGCGCCUCGAACAGACAUUUUGCCCCAGACUUUGGCAGAGUGUCUGCACAGCGUCUUUGACCCCAUCGACACGAAUAUUGCACCUGCCAUUGCAUCUGCUUACGGACUUGACGUCAACGCCAGGAUUAAUUCCCUGGAAAGUACCAAGCCCUGUCUGGACUUUGCCGCAGACGUGUUGUUUGCACUUCCAACACGCUACUUGACGCGAGCUCUUGCGGCUGCUGAUGACAGCAACAACAAGGUCUACCUCUGCCACUUCAAUUGUCCAAAUCCCUGGGAUGGCCCAUGGAAAGGCCAUGCCACACAUGCACUUGACAUAAUAUUUGCGCUGCAGAAUUAUCGAGGUUAUCUUUCAGCAGGACAGCAGCAGUGCUCUGAGAGGCUUGCGAAGGACUUGAUUGCUUUUGUCAAUGGUGAAGAACCUUGGCCAGCAUACGAUCGGCACCGCCCGGGGUCAAUGGUUUAUUUCGCCUCGAUGGAGGCCGAGCGGGACGCUUCAGAAUACAUACGAACCCUGGAUCCGGCGAAGACAGGGAGGAAAACUGACCUUGUGGACCUUGUCGGCGAAGAGUCUCUGGACAAGCUGGUGCAAGCAUGCCAAAUGUUCCUCGUGGGCCCAUUGGUCAAGUGA